Drosophila pseudoobscura is the source of this 713-nucleotide messenger RNA. Its product is annotated as HIG1 domain family member 1A, mitochondrial. The record is from RefSeq and is a predicted model, not a curated record. The transcript is spliced from 3 exons. NCBI's taxonomy places the organism in Eukaryota, Metazoa, Arthropoda, Insecta, Diptera, Drosophilidae. Gene Ontology annotation, biological process: mitochondrial respirasome assembly. Gene Ontology annotation, cellular component: mitochondrion. The coding region runs from base 12 to 314 and encodes 100 amino acids.
CUGCGUUCAAAAUGAGCUCCAAAUCCUUUUUUGUUGAGGACGAUGCUGAACAGUCCAACAAACUAGCCAGGAAGGCCAAGGAAUCGCCGUUUAUGCUAGUCGGCAUUGCUGGAUUCGUGGCGGCAGGACUGAUUGGUGCCUACAAGUACAAGCACCGUGGGACUAUGAGCACCAGCGUGUUCCUGAUGCAGCUCCGUGUGGCGGCCCAGGGUACCGUCGUGGGCUGUCUAACAGCGGGACUGGCAUACACAAUGGCCAAGGAGUACCUGUUCGAUAAGGAGCCCAAGGAAAAUUCCAAGCCACUGACUAACUAAAGCUCAUUUCUGAUUGUGCGGCCACUUAAAACACAUAAAAACCAAGAAAACCCCCUUCGAACAACUUUGGGAAACUCGUUGGCCAACACCUUAUCCUACACCUAAGCGAACUGUAACUACAUAUAUUUAUUGCAUCAUCAUAAGACCUACACCGAUUGACGAUGACGCUCUCCAUCGGGAGACGGGUGCUCGCACUAGCCAGUACUCUCCAGUCUCUGCUAGUGCACGUUGCCCCGAUAAAUUUAAACUAGCUAAAUGUCUUGUAUACCUGCGUAAGAUUGUGAUAAUGUUUGUUUAAUUGUACAACAGUCGAACAGUCUCCUCAGACGGCAGACAAAAGAAAAUUAUGAUUACCUCUCGCAUGAUAUAAUAUGAUUAAAUAAACAAAACAAACUAGAA